AUGAACCUUUCGUCGCCGGCCGUCGCAAGGACGACACCGACCGGCGAAUCCAUCCCCGACACCGUCGCCCACCUGCGCGCUCUUCUCGACGCCUUCAACCACCGACACAAGAACCAGCACCACUCCUCCCACUGGUGGUCGCACUUCUCCCGCCUCCGGCGCAGUCUCUGCUCGCUCCUGGACAGGGACGGGAACCCUUCCUCUUCACAUGCGCGAUGGCUCCAGUCUCACGUCCUGCCUCGAUCAUACAAGAUGCCUUCCCAGAUCUUUAUUCGCCUCCCCAAAAUGAUUCCGUCUCUCGUGAACAUCACCCCCACCCUGAUGCUGUCUUUCCGAGAGAAUUACGUCCUCAUUCUGUUUAGGGCAUUCUCCCAGCUAGCUGCCGAUAAUCAACAUGCUCCCCUGGGUCUCCUCCUCCUCACGGUUCUCGCUCGCGUCCAUGCCCUCUUGACGUAUAUCCUCCCCGCAGAGGAACAGGCUCCCGCCCUCAGUUCCAUCCAGCAAGCCCUGCCCAGAGUUGCGCCAGACCAUGUAUCAAAGGUGGACAAAGGAAUCACUGUAGCGCGCGAUUCUAGAAAGAACACGAGAGCUGAAUCAUUAACGGUCUCGUCAAAGUCGUUGGAUAAGCCCAGUCGCCCGAAGUUGGCCGCAGAGGAGAAGAAGAGCAGUAAAAAGAGUAAAAAGAAGAAGAGAGACGAGCUAUCGAGCCUUUUUGGCUCCUUGACGUAG
Molecule: messenger RNA, 729 nt
Organism: Clonostachys rhizophaga
Lineage: Eukaryota; Fungi; Ascomycota; Sordariomycetes; Hypocreales; Bionectriaceae
Source: the annotation of a GenBank genome assembly